Abrus precatorius (Indian licorice) is the source of this 919-nucleotide messenger RNA. Its product is annotated as serine/threonine-protein kinase Aurora-3-like. The record is from RefSeq and is a predicted model, not a curated record. The coding region runs from base 1 to 843 and encodes 280 amino acids. The transcript is spliced from 6 exons. Gene Ontology annotation, biological process: protein phosphorylation; regulation of cytokinesis; mitotic spindle organization. Gene Ontology annotation, cellular component: spindle pole centrosome; spindle microtubule; chromosome passenger complex. Lineage: Eukaryota; Viridiplantae; Streptophyta; Magnoliopsida; Fabales; Fabaceae. Gene Ontology annotation, molecular function: ATP binding; protein kinase activity.
AUGGAUUCAACAGAAGAAGAAAACUCAAAGCGGCAUUGGUCCCUCGAAGACUUCGAGAUCGGUAAACCUCUCGGUAGGGGCAAAUUUGGCAGAGUCUACGUCGCCAGAGAACUCAAGAGCAAGUUUGUUGUGGCAUUGAAGGUUAUAUUUAAGGAACAAAUUGAUAAGUACAGAAUUCGUGAUCAACUGAAGAGAGAGAUGGAGAUACAAAGCAAUCUUCGACACCCCAACAUCCUGCGUCUUUAUGGUUGGUUCCAUGAUGCCGAGCGUGUUUUCUUGAUUCUUGAGUAUGCUCAUAAUGGAGAGCUUUACAAGGAGCUAAGAAAAAAGGGUCAUCUCACUGAGAAGCAAGCUGCUACGUAUAUGUUGAGCCUCACAAAGGCGUUGGCUUAUUGUCACGAGAAGCAUGUUAUUCAUAGGGACAUCAAGCCCGAAAAUUUGUUACUCGACCAUGAGGGUCGUCUUAAAAUUGCGGACUUUGGUUGGUCUGUACAGUCUAGCAGCAAAAGACAUACCAUGUGUGGAACGUUGGAUUAUUUAGCACCAGAAAUGGUUGAAAGCAAAGCUCAUGACUUUGCAGUUGAUAACUGGACUCUGGGUAUCCUGUGUUAUGAGUUCCUCUAUGGUGCUCCUCCAUUUGAGGCUGAGAGUCAAGCUGAUACCUUCAAAAGGAUAAUGAAGGUUGACCUAACAUUCCCUUCCACCCCUUGUGUUUCUUUAGAUGCCAAAAAUCUUAUUAGUCGGCUCCUGGUGAAAGACUCUUCACGAAGGCUCUCUCUUCAGAAGAUAAUGGAGCAUCCUUGGAUAAUAAAGAAUGCAGAUCUUAUGGUUAUCUGCAAGUAGUAUCAACUUUUGUCACAUGUUUUGGCUAUGGCCACGAGGGAUUAAGAUUGAAUUCUGUAUAUGAUGUAUUAAAAUG